AUGAAUGAGAAUAAAGAUAAGUUAUUUACUUCUUUAAAAAAUGAUUUAGAAGAGGAAUUAAAAAAAUUACAAAAAGAAAAACAAGAGCAAGAAAAGGUCAAUCAAUUAAAAUUAGUUGAAUUAAGGAAAAAUAUUUCAGAAGAAGUUGUGCAAACUUACGAAAAAAAUAAGUCAGAGUUAGUGGAAAUAUUUGAAAAGAAAGAAAUUAACUUAAAAAAUGAUGUAGAGCGUUUAAUAAAUGAAAAUAAAAAGGAAUUGGCAAAAAUCGAGAGGAAAAAUACCGAAAAAGUUAAGAGUUUAGAAAGGGGUCAGGCACCUUAUCAGCAAGUUCUUUCGCAUGGCUUUGUGGUGGAUGAGAAAGGUCAUAAAAUGUCAAAAUCUUUGGUAAUUAGUUCGGAUUUCACCAAAGAAGUAAAAAUUAGUAUCCCCAUUUUAGAAAAUUUGCGAGAAAGUUAUCAAAAAAUUCGGAAUACUUUGCGGUUUUUGCUGGGCAAUCUUGCCAAUUUACCACCCGAAAUAAAAAACGAACAGGACUUAGAAGCAAAUUUAGACCCCGUAGAUUAUUACCUUCUUCAUAAAUUAGAAAAGUUAAUAGCAGAAAAUCAAAAGAACUAUAAUGAAUACAAUUUCAACCCUACCUAUUCCUCUUUAUUAAAUUUCUGUAUUAAUGAUUUAAGUUCUUUUUAUUUUGAAAUUAGCAAAGAUAGUCUGUAUUGUGAUAACCUUCAUUCUUUGCGAAGAAAACAAAUUAUUACUACUCUUUAUUAUUUAUUAGCAGGAUUAUUAAAAAUUAUUUCCCCCAUUUUGCCUUUUCUGGCCGAAGAAGUUUAUCAAAACCUCCCUUUUAACUUUGGUUUUGCUGGUCAAGCAAGUGUUCAUUUAUUAAAAUAUUCUAAUGCCAAAAUUCCCUCUAAUAAUGAAGAAAAUAUUGCUAUAAUUACUAAUUUCCUUCUACCCUUGCGCCAAGUUGCUUACCAAGCCUUAGAAAAAGCCCGCCAAGCAAAAAUUAUUGAUACUAAUUCCCAAGCCAGUUUGGAAAUUUAUCUAAAAGAGGAAAAAAAAGGAAAUUAUUCAGAAUUUAACUUAGAGGAAUUAUUAUUAGUAUCCGAAGUUGAGAUUAACGAAAAAGAGGAGACCGAUACUUUAAAAGAAAGAGCUUGUCCAUCACGAACGGUCAGAGCAGUAUUGAUUAAAAAAACUCCUUCUCUUACUCAGGGCAGUCUUUGGGUACUAAAAGCAAUACCAUCUGCUACUUCUGUUGAGGAAAAUAAUAAACUUAAUGUUGUAAAGAACGAAAUCGCAGAUAUUGUGGUUUUUUUCAACCGAGAAGGUGAGCAACUCGAUGAACAAAAAAGUCUGAUUAAUAGGAAUAAUGCAUUUGAUAAUUUGCAGUUGAUUUUUAACAGAUUGGAUGAUUUAGAAAGGGGUUUGCGGUUAAAAGUGUUAGAAUUAGUUUUUGUUCUCAGCGAGGUCAUUAAAAAUCAAAACAAUAAUUUAGCCUCCGCCCACGCCAAAGUAGCCAAAAUUAAAACCGCCAAAAAAGACCUAAAAGCCCUACUAGAAUUAAGUAUUCCCAAAUUAGAAUAUGACCGAUUAUUAGAAGAAAAAUCGCGAGAAAUUGCUGAAUUAAAUGGUGAAAUUAGAGAUAAACAAGGAAGUAUUUCAUAUUUAGAAAGUCAAUUAAUUGGAUUAGAAAUUAGCGAAAGAGAAUUAAAAGAACAAUUGGAAACAGAAAGAAGAGAUAAUAAUAAAUUAAAAGAAAUUAUUGCCG
This is a messenger RNA of Funneliformis geosporum, 1771 nucleotides long. The record is from the annotation of a GenBank genome assembly. Lineage: Eukaryota; Fungi; Glomeromycota; Glomeromycetes; Glomerales; Glomeraceae.